Molecule: messenger RNA, 1147 nt
Organism: Ochlerotatus camptorhynchus
Lineage: Eukaryota; Metazoa; Arthropoda; Insecta; Diptera; Culicidae
Product: larval/pupal cuticle protein H1C-like
Exons: 2
Coding region: 69-1121 (350 amino acids)
Source: RefSeq, a predicted model, not a curated record
CCAAACAGUAUCAUUGAUCACAGUGACUUCAGUGUAAACAUACAUACCCCAUUUCCAGUAUCAGCAUAAUGGCAUUCAAGUUCGUCGUUUUCCUGGCUUCGUUGGCCGUUGCCAGCGCUGGAUAUCUGGAAGCUCCAGUGUCGUAUGCUGCACCAGCUCACUACUCUCCAGCUUCGGCUGUGAGCUACAGCACCCUGUCCCAGGCUGCCCCAGCAAAGGCUUUGACCUAUGCUGCCCCGGCUGUCCACACGACCUAUGCUCAUGCUGCUCCAGUUGCCACCUAUGCUGCUCCAGUUGCCAAGACCUUCACUUACUCUUCCCCAGCUGUUGGAUCUACCCACGAGAGCACCAUCCGCAGCCAUGAUGGCACCAUCUCCCAUCACUCCAAGGCCGUCGACACUGCUUUCUCCAGCGUCCGCAAGUCCGACACCCGCAUCACCAACGAAGCCCCCAAGCUGGCUUAUGCUACCACCUAUGCUGCCCCAGCUGUCGCCACCUACUCCCACGCCCCAGUUGUCGCUAAGCAGGUGAGCUACGCUGCCCCAGCUUACCAGACCUACGCCCACGCUGCCCCAGCUUACCAGACCUACGCCCAGGCUGCCCCAGCUUACCAGACCUACGCUCAUGCUGCCCCAGUUACCGUCUCUAAGCAGGUCAGCUAUGCUGCCCCAGCUUACCAGACCUACGCCCAUGCUGCCCCAGUUACCGUCUCUAAGCAGGUCAGCUAUGCUGCCCCAGCUUACCAGACCUACGCCCAUGCUGCCCCAGUUACCGUCUCUAAGCAGGUCAGCUAUGCUGCCCCAGCUUACCAGACCUAUGCCCAAGCUGCCCCAGCUGUGCACACCACCUACGCCCACUCCGCCCCAGCUGUGGCCACUUAUGCACAUGCUGCCCCAGUUGCCGUCGCCAAGCAGGUCAGCUAUGCUGCCCCAGCUUACCAAACCUACGCCCAGGCUGCCCCAGCUUACCAGACCUACGCCCAUGCUGCCCCAGCUGUCCAGACCUACGCUCAUGCUGCCCCAGUUGUUUCAGCUCACUCCACCAAGACCCUGACCUACUCCCCAGCUGUUGAGGUUGCCCAUGUCAGCUACGACGGAACUCAUGCCCAUUAUGGCUGGUAAAUCGUUGAUCACUGAGUCACUAAGCA